AUGAGAAACAAAGGCCAUAAUAAGGUCAAAUCUCUACAUACAGUUUAAGAAAUUUCAAAUACCAAAACUUUCUUUAUAGGGAGAAUCACCUAAAGAUAAUUUAUAAAAAAUACCUUAUCUUCUCUACCUUUAGCUUAAAUUCCUUAAAUUUAAGGGUCUGCUCCAUUGAGUGGUAGAGUAGUUGCAAGAAAGAUUUUGAAAGGAACUUCAAUGAAAACUUUAGGGAGUGUUCCAGAUAAUGAAAUGAAGAAUCAAUAGUCUAUUUUUGAAUUGAUUGCUUCUGCAUAAUUCAAGAACAUUAUCUCUGAAGGAAAAUUAAAGAAGGAUGAGGAAACACACUUUACAUUAGAAGGACCACUUAAAUUUAAAGAUCAUUAGAGAAAGAAGAUUUUUAAGUAGAGUUUGAAUAUUGAGAGUUAGUCUAUUUAAUCAGAAGAUAAUAUGAAUAUCUAAAUAUUCUUAAAGAAUAUUAGAUAAAUCAUAACUACUAGUCAUAUCUAACAUAAUGAAAUUCAAACAAAUGAGAAUAGUUUCUUAUCAGAUAAAUUUAAAACUCAGAUGACAAGUCCUCGAUUUACAUUAACUAAUCAUUUGUCAACUAUUCAAUUUCAAAAUUAGCCUACUUAAAUUUAUAAAGCUGGUAGUACAAUAAUGUUGGAUCCAAUUGAGGAGAAAAAGGUAUAACUGUAACCUACAAUGCAAAUCAAUAGAAAAAAGUUGACUAUCUCUGUGUACAAUCCAGAAAAUUAAAUAGGAGUCUAUUCAUUCAGUGUUCCAGAUUAUUGUAAGAAAUUGGAAGAUGUUAAUGAGGAUAUAUAAGAAUAUACUGAUAAACCCAAACAUGUUUUAAAGUAGGCAUUAUAAUUUGUAAGUUAAUUUAAAAUAAAUAUAGAUAUCCUUAUAACCUAAGAAGAUGACAUCAAAAUUCUCUAAAUCUAUUUAAAAGAUAAUUGGUAUAUCAGAUUAAGAGAAUCUAAAUGAAGAUGCUCGUUAAUUCUAUAAUAUAUAAAAAGUAAUUAUUUUAUAUAGUAAGACUAGUAGGUUUAUGAAAAUGUAUUUACAAAACAAGAUGUCACAAAUCUUUAUAAAAUUAGAGUAAAAUAUCUUAGUGCAUUUAAAAUUAAUACAAGAGAGACUUACUUCUAUAGAUAUUCUAAAAAUAUGUGAAAGUCAAUAAUCUAGUAGACUCUAAUCUUGUUAUACCAAUCCAAUUAAUAUCUAUCCUGAGUAAUUAUCAAAUCCAAUAUUUCAAAUUACUAUAGAGUAUAAUAGAUUUCAAUUUCAUUAAAUCUAUUAUUUCGAUUAAUCAUUUAUUGAUUAUUCAUAAAAUGAUCUAGAUAGUUUUGAUAGAGACUAUGAAAUUAUUUAAUGUUAAUCUAAACUUAAAAUAACAAAUCUGACUUCAUAUCUUAACUUCAUAAUAAAUACUUUAAAUCCAGAAACUCGAAAUAUCAUGCUACAAGAUCAUAAUUCCUUAAUUAAUAAUACGAUAAUCUAAGAUCCCUAUGAUAUCUAUCAUGAUAAUCAGAUUAUUAACAAAGUUAAUUCUUUAUAUAGAUAUUGUAAAAGAAGAGAUUAAAUAGCUCAAACUAAAAUAAUAUUGCAUUAAUAUAAUGAUAUUUUGACAGGUAUAUUUCAAGAUGAUCAUGAAAUUGAUAAUCUAACUAAUGAUUAUGGUUUGAUUGAAUUAGAUGAAUAGACACAAACACAAUAAUCUAUUAUUAAAAUAGAUAUGGCAAAAAUCUAUAUUAAAUCUGCAAAACCUAUUAAAAAUAAGACAUCUUAUCAUGAUCAACUUCCAACAAAUGAAAUACCUAAUUCAAAAAUAAAUUCAAAAAAAAUUAUAUCUUCACCUAGACAUUAAACAAUCAAUUAUACAUCUAAUAAUUCAAAACCUAUUAAAUAAUUACUUUAAACUACUACAAGUUAAACCAAUGUUAUACAAAAAAGAAACGAUUCUCCUUAAGAUGAGACUAGUUUUAAAGAAACAAGUAAUUUAAAUACUACAUAAUCAAAUAAAAUGAAGGCUACUUAGACUAUGUAAAAUACAACAAUGCCAAUUUCUUAAAAAGAAGAGGAUUUACUUAAACCCACAAAGAGUUAAGAAAGAAGAAAUGCUAUUACUGUUAUUUCUUCUAUGAGUAAACAUGCUCUAUAAAUGAGAACAUAAAUUACUGAAUCUCGUAGAAGAUAAUCUGUUCCAUUUAUAGAGAAAAUCAAAUUACUUAUUGAAGAAUAAAAAUUAUCAGAAGUACUUUAUAUUAUAGUAUAAUUUUAGCUUAAAGAAGAAUUUACUAACAAUCCAAAUUUGUCAAUUAAUGAAUUUUUAAAAGGAAACAACACUUAUUUAAUUUUAGCAGCUUAGACUGGAAAUAUUGAGAUUGUAGAAUUUUUAUUAAGUAAAGGUGCAAAAGUCAAUUUAUAAAAUGUAUUAAUUUAAUUUAUUCUUUAAAUUAGAAUGAUGGAGACACUGCUUUGCAUAAAGCUAUAGCAUAUCAAUUCUAUAAUGUUGCUGAUCUCUUAAUUGCACAAGGAGCACAAAACUUACGUAAUUGUAAUGGAAUGAGUCCUUGGCAAUUAGUUUAAUGA
Molecule: messenger RNA, 2589 nt
Organism: Paramecium pentaurelia
Lineage: Eukaryota; Ciliophora; Oligohymenophorea; Peniculida; Parameciidae
Source: the annotation of a GenBank genome assembly